Molecule: messenger RNA, 3576 nt
Organism: Spinacia oleracea (spinach)
Lineage: Eukaryota; Viridiplantae; Streptophyta; Magnoliopsida; Caryophyllales; Amaranthaceae
Product: putative disease resistance protein RGA1
Exons: 1
Coding region: 35-3340 (1101 amino acids)
Molecular function (GO): ADP binding
Source: RefSeq, a predicted model, not a curated record
UUAAAGAAAAAACACAUUAACACAGUUACAAAAAAUGGAAAUUGGACCACUGAUAUCUGUUGCACAAACUCUCCUAGCAGCCCUUCAAUGUACAGAGCUUAAAGAGAUUUUUUCCAUCUUAGGCUACAAACCCAAGCUUGACAGCCUCCAACAAACGGUCUCCACAAUUAGGGCUGUGCUCCGCGAUGCAGAAGCCAAGCAGGAUCUCUCCUAUGCAGCGCAACUCUGGAUCGAAGAGCUUAAGAACGCUGUCUAUGAUGCAGAUGAUUUACUAGAUGAGUUUGUCACUGUUGCUGAACAAAAGUAUCUAGUACUUGAAGGUGUUGGUGGAAAUUUAUCCAACAAAGUCAACCUCUUCUUUUCUCGUCUCAACCCACUUGUUGUUGCUUACAAUAUGUCUCAAGGUGUUAAGAUGAUAAGGAAAAAGUUAAAUGAUAUUGCCAGUAAUCAUACACAGUUUGGCUUUAGCGUUGACUAUCAGCCUAGCAGGAGGAAAAGAGAGGAGACUUGUUCUUAUGUUUUUGCAGAUAAUAUUAUUGGAAGAGAAGAUGAUGUGGAAAGGAUUGUAGCUAGAUUGCUAGAUUCUAAUGUUUCACAAGAUGUUUCUAUUCUUCCUAUUGUCGGAGUUGGAGGGCUGGGAAAGACUGCCCUUGCUCAACUUGUUUAUAACGAUGAGAGGGUGAAGAAUGAGUUCACCUUGAGAUUGUGGACUUGUGUCUCAGAUCAAGACCAGGAACAGUUGGACAUAAAAGAGAUUCUUGGUAGAAUUUUGGAAUCUGUCACAGGUCAAAAGCAUGAUGGAAGCUCGGUAAUGGAUCAGGUUCAAAAUAAGCUUCAAGCACACCUAGAGGGAAAGAAUUACCUUCUUGUCUUGGAUGACGUAUGGACUGAGAAUCGCGAUGAAUGGCUUAAAAUGGUACAAUUCUUGAUGGGAUGUCAAAGGGGGAGUUGGAUUGUGGUAACUACACGGUCUAGAGAGACAGCAAGAGUUAUAGGUAAUGGUCCUGCGUAUGAGUUGCAAGGCUUAUCUGAAGGGAAUUCCUGGUGUUUGUUUGAAAGACUGGCAUUUCAACAAGUUGAAGAACAAGCAAAUCCCUCUGAGGAAUUACUUAAGAUUGGCCUUGAAAUCGUUAAACAAUGUUCUAAUGUUCCCCUUGCCAUAAGAGUGGCAGGAAGUCUUCUUUAUGGUCAAGACAAAAAUAAGUGGCUAUCGUUUAAGGAGAUUGGAUUAACCAAAGUUAAACGAGGUGGGCAGAGCAUCAUACCCAUAUUGAAGCUUAGUUACAAUCAAUUGGAAUCCCCGUUAAAGAGUUGUUUCAGUUAUUGUGCAUUGUUUCCGAAGGAUUUUGAGAUAGAGAAGGAGAUGCUUAUUAGCCUUUGGUCAGCACAAGGCUAUAUUGUGCCACUGGAUGAAUGUCAAAGCCUUGAAGAUGCCGGUGAUGAAUAUUUUUCUAUUCUUUUGCAGAGAUGUUUCUUCCAGAACAUAAAAAAAGAUGAAUAUGGUGGAAUCAUCUCAUGUAAAAUACAUGAUCUCAUGCACGAUAUUGCACAAGAAGUUGCAGGAAAGGAUAUUUGUGCAAUGAAUUUUAUCACCGGCAACUUAGACAAAAAAACGCGUCAUCUAUCCCUUAUGAGAAGAAAACAACAUAAGCCAAGCUUUUUCACUAAGACUCAAAUUCGUAGCUAUCUUCAAGUUGGCGGGAGGGACACAUUACAUGUUGAUAAAAUACUGGAAAGUUACAUGUGUCUUAGGGCAUUAGACUUGAAGAAAUCAGAUAUCAAAAGUUUGCCUGCUACAAUAGGUAAACUGUUGCACUUAAGGUAUCUUGAUCUCUCUGGAAAUAAUGGGCUAGAGGUGUUCCCCAAAUCUAUCACACAACUGCAUAAUCUUCAAACUUUAAAAUUGAGAUGGUGUGAUAGAUUGAAAGAACUUCCAAAAGAUUUGAGUAAGUUGGCUAAGCUUAGGUUGUUGGAUAUCAAGGGCUGCAAUGAGCUGACUUAUAUGCCAUCAGGCAUGGAUAAGUUAACUGGACUUUGUUCUUUAAAUGUGUUUGUGGUUGGUCAGGAGAAUUCAAGUUCGAAGCAAUAUUUUCAUCAGUUGGAAGAACUAAAAGCUCUCAUGAACUUGAAAGGUCAUCUGACAGUCCGGAUACGAAUUCCAAAAAAUGUUGCAUAUGUUCAGAAAACCUGUAAACAAGGAUAUCUAAGUAGCAAGGAGCUUCUGAAUCAUAUACGGUUUACUUGUGAACAUUUAGAGGUAGAUGGAAGAGUGAAUUAUGAGGAAGAGUUGCUCGAGAACAUGUUACCACAUUCUAACCUCAAAGGGUUAGAGUUGGUUGGGUACUAUGGUAGGAGAAUGCCGAGUUGGGCAAGAGAAGAUAAAUUGAGGGAUUUACUCCCAAAUCUUGUAAAAAUCGAACUUGUAGAUUGUUGCGAGUUGCAGUAUCUUCCACCACUAGAGAAACUGUGUUAUCUGAAAUCCUUAGUGCUUGAAAGUAUGAUAAAUCUUGAGUACAUAGAGAAUACUAGUAGUAGCAGUUAUACAACACCUUCAGUGUCAGAGUUAUCAUUCUUUCCCUCCCUUGAAAUUCUUCAAUUAUAUGAUCUGCCAAAGUUGAAAGGAUGGUCAAAAGGGAAUACAAGUAGUUGUAGCAAUGGUCAAGCCUAUUCCUGUCUAUCACCAUUAUUUCCUCGUCUCUCUCUAUUGUGGAUCAGUGGAUGCAGAGACCUGACAUUUAUUCCUCUCUGUCCUGCUGUGGAAAGCCUCAGUCUUUACAAUUUCAAUGAAAGACUGAGUAUAAUGAAGUUUCAGGAUGAUCUCAAAGAAGGCUUUGGUUCUGAAAAUUCAAGGCAUGCCAAAUUGAGGUUCAUCAGUACAGACAAUGCAAAGUUUCUAAAACUAUUACCGAUGGAGGCUUAUCAGUGUCUGAAUAAGAUUCGUAUUUGCCGGGACACAGAGUUGGAGAGUUUGUCAGAAGUUGAGGAGGUUUUGCAGAGUUGCUCGUCUUCCCUACGUUACUUUGAAGUUUUUGAUUGCCCUAGCUUAAAGAGUCUUUCUGGAGGGUUAGAACAUCUCACUGCUUUGGAGACGUUAUCCAUUGAGCACGCUCACAAUCUGACAAUCAAACAAGAAAUACAAGGAGGUGACAAUGGAAUGAUAUCCCUUCCUCAGAGUCUCCGUUACUUGCGAUUUAUUGAUCUUCCGAAGGUGGUGAAUCUUCCCAAAGGUAUGCACUACUUAACAAACCUCCAAUACGUCAUAAUUAGGAAUUGCAAAGGACUGAAAUCUCUGCCAGAGUCAUUGCAUAGUAUGACGUCCCUUAGGAAACUUGAGAUUUGAGGCUGUUCAAUGAACUUGAAACCAGAAAGAUUCAGAAAUCUGAGAGGGAAGGAAUGUCAUACAUCAGACGAUUUAGAAUAAGAUUUGUUUGAUGAAUUUGAUGUUAUGUUAGCUUGAGUUGUGCAACAACAACAGAUCUUAGUUCAGUAAGUUUAUUAAAAUUUUUUUUUUUUAAUUGUUAAAAGGCUAGGAAUGAUAUGUUCGAUCGUGAUCAUAUCUGCUGUAAGAUUGCUGAG